CGUGUCCGGGAAAUUCGAGCAGCUGAAUGUGAGGAGGGGGAUGACGUCAGCAAUGUGGGUAUAAAUUUCGAUGCUUACGAGGAUAUUCCGGUGGAGGCGAGCUGCAAGGACGUGCCGGCGCCGGCGAGCACUUUUGGGGAGAUUGAUUUGGGGGAGUGCUUGAACAACAACAUCAAGAGGUGUAGGUACGUGAAGCCAACGCCGGUUCAGCGCCACGCGAUUCCUAUAGCCAUGGCCGGCCGGGACUUGAUGGCUUGUGCUCAGAGCGGGUCCGGAAAGACGGCGGCUUUUUGCUUCCCCAUUAUCAGUGGUGUGUUGACCAAGUGUGUGGAGAGGUCUCAGAGUAAUGGUGGUGAUGGUUGGACUGUGUUUCCCAGAGCUCUCAUUUUGUCUCCGACGAGAGAGUUGACCAGUCAGAUAUUUGUGGAAGCUGGAAAGUUUGCUUAUCAGAGUGGAGCAAAAAUGGCUGUUGUUUAUGGUGGAGCGCCGAUGGGUCAGCAGCUUCGUGAUUUGGAGAGAGGUGUUGAUAUCCUAGUCGCCACUCCAGAGCGCUUAGUGGACAUGAUUGAAAGGUCACGAGUUUCACUCAAGAUGAUCAAAUACUUGGCACUAGAUGAGGCUGAUAGGAUGUUGGACAUGGGUUUUGAACCUCAAAGAAGGAAGAUAGUUCAAAGAAUGGACAUGCCUCCCCCAGGUGCAAGAGUGCGAUGCACGAUAGGAACAAGAAGGCGAUGGAGUUAAUAGCCAAAGGGUGGAGUGCUUUGAAGGAAGUUGAUAGAGUCAUCGAUUACUGCAAGCUCAAUGAUCGCCGUCUCAUUCCUCUAUUAAGGGUAAAGACCCCAUUUUUGGAUUCAUAUUACACAUUGGUAUGUAUUCUGUAGGUGGGGUUGAGUUUUGGUGGUGAAAACCAGGAUUCUUUAAUAAGGAGUUUGGAGGGUAAUGUGGUGAUGGGCUUUUUACCUUUUCAACAAGUAAAUAUUGGUCUCAAUGCCGGAGCUGGAGUUAGAAUUGGCGAACUAGUGAGAACCCAGAAAAAGGGAUAGAAAGCUGGUGUCUUGAUUAGUAAUAUGAAGAUGUAGAUUGUGAUCUUACCUUGAAAUUAAAUCUUGGGUGAAAUUGAAGCCUGUGAGUCUGUGACAGGAAAGGAGUAACAUUUAUAACAAAAGGCCAGUGGCAUGAAAUCCGAGAUUUGCUUUCAAUUGCCCUCAUUAGUUAAUUUGCUGUUGGUUAAUUGUUGGGUAAGAUUUUGGCUUCCAAAUCAGAGGCAAGAUAUGGAGUAUCAUUCAAAGCAAAUAGGGAAGGCUGGAGCAUUACCCCCUCCUUGCUUCUGAUCAUAAUUUUGGGUUUGUUUUUGAAAUUGGGAUAAUAGAAAGAAAAAGUCUCUGUUCUGACACGAUUGUUUUGAUCACAUCAGGCAGCAAAGGAGAACUUUGAGUUGGCUCUAGAGACUGACAACUCAAAUACCCAUGCCAGGUAUUGGUUGUCCAGAUUGCAUUUGAAAUACAGUGUCCCAAGGGCAUGCAAAGCCAUGAGGAGCUGCCUUGUUAGUUGAAGCGGCAAAUAUGGGUGAUGCAGAUGCACAAUAUGAACUCGCUUGUCGUCUUAGAGUUGAGCUUGCUUGGGUGCUUUUUAGAAUGAGUAUGUCCAAUCGGAUCAGCAAGCUUUCCAUUAUCUGGAGAAGGCAGUUGACCAGGAUGGAAGCUUAAGCAGUCAUAUAUGCAUCCAAGGAUUCAACUUUUAGUUAUGUCGUUUUUAAGCUUUGGUCAGCUUGUGUGUCUUUAAGAAGGUGGAGGCAUCUUAGCUUGAAGCAUUUGGUUUUGGGACAGAAAUGAGGUAACAUAUAGAAUAUGAACUCGCUCGUCGUCUUAGAGUUGAGGUAUAAACUCUGAGCAAAUUGUAUCGUUGCUGCUCUUAUGAAGAAUUUGUACAUGAAAUAUGUUAGUUUUAUAGGUUUCAUUCCCGAUGUUUGAAUUUUGAUGACUGAUGUGAUAAAGUUGGGGAUUCUUGCUCAAUAUUCUUUUGGUUUCUGUUUGGGAUUUUCCAAUUGUUUUGUUGUAUAAUUUUUUCCUCUGAUAUUCUUUAUCUUUUCACUAUUAAUUAUGACCUUGCUUGGGUGCUUUUUAGAAUGAAUAUGUCCUGUCAGAUCAACAAGCUUUCCAUUAUCUGGGAAGGCAGUUGACCAGGUAGAUUUUCACAAUGUCGGGGCAAAUAAAAGUUCUUCCAGAAUCUAUUUCAAAGUCUAAUUGGAGCAUGGUAUUUUUUUAGUUGCAUCUAGGUACUCUUUACCUUCUGGGUGCUGUGUAUCUGACCAGAGACUGUGUCUAGAAAGAUGUUGCCUCCGAGUCUCUGACUUAUGGUGUUUCCAUAGGGCAUCAGAGAAGGGACAUGCUGGUGCCGCUAUAGCAUAUGGGUCUCUUCUUCUUCAAGGUGUUGAAGUCCCAGAAUCUGUGAUGAACUUGACUUCAAAAAGGGGUUCUUUAGCCAGAAAGGCAAGAAAGAAUGCAGAAAGCCUUGUAAGAGACC
Rosa chinensis is the source of this 2523-nucleotide messenger RNA. RefSeq names its product DEAD-box ATP-dependent RNA helicase 52C. Gene Ontology annotation, molecular function: RNA helicase activity; RNA binding; ATP binding. NCBI's taxonomy places the organism in Eukaryota, Viridiplantae, Streptophyta, Magnoliopsida, Rosales, Rosaceae. The transcript is spliced from 9 exons. Gene Ontology annotation, cellular component: nucleus. The record is from RefSeq and is a predicted model, not a curated record. The annotation marks the transcript as partial.